AUGUAUAUAACAACAAAUAAAGAGUUAACAGAAUAUUGUACACGAUUGAUGUUGGCAUCGGCAGUUGGCUUUGAUACAGAGUUUGAUCAUACGACGACGUAUGCACCAAGAUUGUGCCUGAUUCAAGUGACAACGUCUAGUCAGAUAGAGGAUGUCGCCGUUAUAGAUCCAAUAGUCAACAAGUUGGAUCUGACACCACUGCGCGACGUAUUCCUCAAUGGUAACAUCGCCAAAGUGUUCCACGAUGCGCGUCGUGACCUCGACCUGCUGUAUAGAGUGCUCAAGGUGCUACCCGUCAACGUGUUUGAUACGCAGUUGGCCGCAGCGUUCUGUGGCCUGAAGGACAGACCCAUCAGCUACAAGGACCUGGUGAAGCGACUGUUCAACCACGACAUUGACAAGAGCUUCCAGCGCGCAGACUGGCUGGCGCGCCCGCUCAGCCAGGAUCAACUUCACUACGCCAAGUGCGACGUGGUCUAUCUGCUGCCGGCCUACCAGAUGCUGCACGCCAGCCUGAUCAAUAUGAAUCGUUGGGAGUGGAUGCUGGAGGAGAUGCGCCUGAUGUCCGAUCCACAGACGUUCGCCAUCGACAAGACGCGUCUGUGGGUCAAGACCGACUUCCCCAAGGACAGCCCCAAUCUGAACCUGGCCGUUGUCCAGGACGUCUGUGUGUGGCGCGAGAGCAACGCCAACUCCUUUGAUAUACCGCGCAAGACUUUGCUGCGAGACGACUGCAUCCAGACCAUCAGCACCAAUGUGCCCGCGACGCGCGAGGAGCUGAUCAAGAUGGCGCAGUCACCAGUGUACAUAACCAAUGGCAAAUACAUGGCGCACUCGUUGUUUGAGUGCAUACAGCUGGCGGCGAAGCGACCGCGCGAGUCCUGGCCUGUGCUGCACGAGCGAAAGGAGGCAGACCCCGAGCGAGACUACAUCAGACAGAUCAGAGAUGGCUACGCCAAGCAACUCAACAUACCUUGCAAUCUGUUGGCGACCGACACCAACCUACGCGAGUUUACAAAGGGUGUUUAUUCAUUCGAAGGAUGGCGAUCAGAGUUUGGACAAUUCCUCAAGUUAUCAUUGGAUGCUGCGAGACAACAACAACAACAACAACCUGCUUCUAAACUUAACUUGGUUAAG
This is a messenger RNA of Acytostelium subglobosum LB1, 1137 nucleotides long. RefSeq lists its product as hypothetical. NCBI's taxonomy places the organism in Eukaryota, Evosea, Eumycetozoa, Acytosteliales, Acytosteliaceae. The record is from RefSeq and is a predicted model, not a curated record. The annotation marks the transcript as partial. Gene Ontology annotation, molecular function: nucleotide binding; nucleic acid binding; 3'-5' exonuclease activity. Gene Ontology annotation, biological process: nucleobase-containing compound metabolic process. The transcript has a single exon.